This is a messenger RNA of Eutrema salsugineum, 1449 nucleotides long. RefSeq lists its product as uncharacterized. The transcript has a single exon. The record is from RefSeq and is a predicted model, not a curated record. NCBI's taxonomy places the organism in Eukaryota, Viridiplantae, Streptophyta, Magnoliopsida, Brassicales, Brassicaceae. The coding region runs from base 1 to 1449 and encodes 482 amino acids.
AUGUCGGCCAGUAUGGAUCGUGCGAUGAUGGCGCUAUCGAUGGAGGAAGAGGAGGUUCCCUUCGAUAUGCCAGAUCUGCCUGAUUACUGCUCAUCCGAAGAUAACGUUCAGAGUAUCAUCGGUAGGGUGCUAAACCCUGAUUGUCAAAAGAUGGCGAGUCUUAUCCUGGAUAUGCCUCGUAAGUGGCAACUUUACGAUAGAGUUCGGGGCAUAGCUUUGUCCAAAGAAAGGUUCCAGUUCAUCUUCAAAUAUGAACACGAGAUGGAAAUGAUCCUCAAGAAAGGAGUCCAUACUUAUAAUGAGCGGGCUCUUGCCAUUGACCGUUGGAUUGAGAAACCACCAGCUGAUUAUCUGCAAUUCAUCCCAGUCUGGAUUCAGCUCCGUCAGAUCCCGGUAAAUCAUUACACAACAAAAGCAAUAACAGCCUUGGGAGAUCUUGUGGGAAAAGUCAUAGAAGUUGCUUUUGAUCCGAAAAGAAGUCAGAGUCUGGGUUUUGUUAGAGUCAGAGUUCUGUUCGAUGUCUCUCGACCGAUCAGGCUGUCCAAAGUGGUUAAUCUUCCUGGUGGAGGGUCAGCAACUGUUCUAUACGACUUUGAAAGAAUUCAGAAAAGGUGUUAUAGCUGUCAACGCCUGACUCACCAACAAGAUUCAUGUCCUUUAAAGCUACUAAAGAAACAAUCUAAGAUCUUGCCUAAUAUAGGGUUUGCUGCCCUCUCCUUAUCUCCUGGGGAAUUGUUUCUAAAAGAUGGUGAUCCGCUCUUUGGUGUUAUUGAGGAAAAGCAUGUCGGAUUGAACCCGGCAACAGGCAGACCUAAAAUAGCGAGUGAGGUCCUUGAUGGUAUGAGGCAGUAUCUCUUGGUGGCUAAUGGAGAUGAAAGAGUCAUCAGAGAGGCGAGAAUUAGAUCAUCUCUAGCAUCCAUUGAAGGUGAUUUAUUUGCUCAAAAGUCGAUGCUAAGUCUGGAGCCUAUUCCUCAUGUCUCAAAGGAUCUUCACAAAGACAAAGGAAUAGUGUUUGAUUACAGCAAACAAAUUAUGUCUCAGGGUGAGCCAGAGAUGCGAAGAGGUGAAAGCAAAUUUAUGGGUUCUGCUAUUGCAGCGGGUUCUACUCGAAGUUAUGAUCUUAACCUCAAUUUCGAUGGAGUUUCAGCUGAUUAUCUUGGGCUCAGCCAGGUUUCUCAAGGUCGUCCGACGGUUUUCUCGUCUCCCUUUUCGGGGGCUAGUUCUUCCGGGGCUAACCUUUUGAAACCAAAGACAAGACGAAGACCUUCAAAGGCUGUCAGAAAAGCGAGAGCUCCGGCUGCCGAAACCACUCUGAAAGGUAAAGAAAUCGUUCAAGCGAGGAUCACAAAAAAGAGAAAAGUCGAGGAUGAGACUAAUGCUACUUUGAGAGCAGCUAAACACAUCCAAACUGAGAUGGUCCCAAUGGAGGGACCGUCCAAUACCCAAUGA